Exophiala viscosa is the source of this 2760-nucleotide messenger RNA. RefSeq names its product 5-methyltetrahydropteroyltriglutamate-homocysteine methyltransferase. The transcript has 3 exons. Gene Ontology annotation, molecular function: zinc ion binding; 5-methyltetrahydropteroyltriglutamate-homocysteine S-methyltransferase activity. The record is from RefSeq and is a predicted model, not a curated record. The coding region runs from base 270 to 2588 and encodes 772 amino acids. Lineage: Eukaryota; Fungi; Ascomycota; Eurotiomycetes; Chaetothyriales; Herpotrichiellaceae.
AAAGCCAAAUGACCCUAGACUCGCCGCUAAACAUCCCACCACUUGCAACCAGGACCGCCAUACCUUUCUCGUGUCACGUCAAAGCCCACGAUUGCUGAGGUUCCAAAUUUUCAAUUUCAAGAAGCCCUUCUUUCACCGCUUCAUUACUAUUGAUUUCUCUGCAUUGUACUGAUCCUCCAUCCUCAUCUUUUAUCAGUCAGUACUGUACAGAAACUCACAGAACCAUCCUUACCAUUCUUCGACGCAGCCUCCCACCCACAGUGCCCAAGAUGGUCGUUUCAUCCAUUCUCGGUUUCCCUCGCAUGGGAGCCAACCGUGACCUCAAGAAGGCCACGGAGGCAUACUGGGCGGGAAAGAUCUCACAAGACGACCUGUUGGCCGAAGGAAAGAGACUGAGACAUGAACAUUGGAAGAUCCAGAAGGACGCUGGCAUUGAUUCCAUCCCAAGCAAUGACUUCGCUUUCUACGACCAGGUCCUUGAUCACAUUCAACUCUUCGGCGUCGUUCCUGAACGUUACACAAAGUACAACCUCUCCAAGCUGGACGAGUACUUUGCUAUGGGUCGAGGUCUUCAGAAGCCUGCAACCGACAGCUCUUCCGCAGUUGACGUUCCUUCUUUGGAAAUGGUCAAAUGGUUUGAUUCCAACUACCACUACGUCAAGCCUACUCUCCAAGACAACCAGACCUUCAAGCUCUCCUCCAACCCGAAGCCUGUUGCUGAGUUUCUAGAAGCCAAAGAAGCUGGAAUCAUUACACGCCCUGUGAUUCUUGGUCCCGUUUCCUUCUUGUUCCUUGGAAAGGCCGACCGUGGGCAGUCUAUCGAGCCCAUUUCUGCUCUUGACAAGCUCUUGCCUCUCUACGAAGACCUGCUCAAGCAACUGAAAGAAGCCGGCGCGGAGACAGUUCAGAUCGAUGAGCCUAUCUUGGUCUUUGAUCUUCCCAAGGCUGCUAAGGAUGCCUUCAAACCUGCCUACGAGAAACUCGGUGGAAGCAACGGCCCCAAGGUGGUACUUGCCACAUACUUCGGCGACAUCGUCCACAACAUUGAUGUCCUCGAAUCCCUCAAGAACCUUUAUGCCAUCCACGUCGACCUCGUCCGCAACCCUGAGCAGCUUAAUACUGUCGCUGGUGCAUUGGGCCCUCAACAGGUCCUGUCAGCCGGUGUUGUUGAUGGCCGAAACAUCUGGAAGACCAACUUCAAGAAGGCCAUCGAAAUCGUUGAGGCUGCCAUUCAGAAGUUGGGCAAGGACAGAGUCAUUGUUGCCAGCUCCAGCUCGCUUCUGCACACCCCUCACACUCUCGCCAGCGAGAAGAAACUGAACCCUGAGAUUGCUGAUUGGUUCAGCUUCGCCGUUGAAAAGGCGAAGGAGAUUGCUAUCAUUGCAAAGGCCGUCACCGAUGGACCGGCCUCAGUUCGAGAAGCUCUCGAAGCCAACGCCAAGUCCCAGCAAUCCCGUGCUUCCUCGAGCAUCACCAAUGACAAGGAGGUCAAGGACCGCCAAAGCAAGGUUUCUGAGGAGAUGCACAACCGCAAAUCACCUUUCCCGGACCGCAUUGCUCAACAGCAGCAACGUCUCAACUUGCCGUUGUUCCCAACCACCACCAUUGGAUCCUUCCCCCAAACCAAGGAGAUCCGUGUUCAGCGAAACAAGUUCACCAAGAACGAAAUCACCGCUGAGGAGUACGAGAAAUUCAUCGAGAAGGAGAUUCAAGAUUGCGUCAAGAUCCAAGAAGAACUCGAUCUCGACGUCUACGUGCAUGGUGAACCAGAGCGAAAUGACAUGGUUCAGUACUUUGGUGAGCGAUUGAAUGGUUAUGCCUUCACAACCAAUGGUUGGGUCCAAUCCUAUGGCUCUCGCUGUGUCCGCCCACCGAUCGUCGUUGGAGACAUCUCUCGUCCUGCACCAAUGACCGUCAAGGAGUCGAAGUAUGCUGCUUCCAUCUCCAAGAAGCCCAUGAAGGGUAUGUUGACGGGACCGAUCACCUGCUUGAGAUGGUCAUUCCCUCGUGACGAUGUGCACCAAUCUGUGCAAGCCCAACAACUUGCACUGGCCCUGCGUGAUGAGGUGGUCGACCUCGAGCAAGCCGGUGUCUUUGUUAUCCAAGUCGACGAGCCUGCUCUGCGUGAGGGUCUCCCUCUGCGUGCCGGCAAGGAACGAACAGACUAUCUGAAGUGGGCCGUCGACUCUUUCCGCCUUUCAACUGCGGGUGUCGAAGAUGGUACUCAGAUCCACAGCCACUUCUGCUACUCUGAAUUCCAGGACUUCUUCUACGCAAUUGCUGCGCUUGACGCCGAUGUUCUCUCCAUUGAGAACAGCAAGUCAGACGCCAAGCUGUUGAAGGUCUUCGUGGAUGAAGCCUACCCUCGUCACAUUGGACCUGGUGUCUACGACAUUCACUCACCUCGUGUUCCUUCCCAGAAGGAAAUUGAGGAUCGCAUCGCUGAGAUGUUGCAAUACUUGAAGCCAGAACAGCUGUGGAUUGACCCCGACUGUGGCCUCAAGACUCGACAAUGGAAGGAGACCAAGGCUGCCUUGACCAACAUGGUCAACGCGGCAAAGACCUUCCGGGAGAAAUACUCCAAAUAAGCUACCUCAUAUUUAUGUCGUAUGCUUUGUAUUUGCCAGAUCAAUCAACCUGAUCUGAGCUUAUUGGCGUUAUGGGAUGAAUAGAUGGAUGACCGAAUGACCAAAAAGUGUUUUCAACAUGAUACCACGAUAGCAUGGGGCUGGCGCAAGUCGAUUUAACAUCGGCGUUGUG